UCUUGCAUCCUGCAUACUGUUCUGGUUUGUACCGAUGCUUUGUACUGAAAUACGUGAGAUUGUGUUUUUGCGCUGCACUAAUGAGAAACGUCCUCACACACCCGAUACACAUCUCGUGCUGACAUUGUCGAGAGUUGGCAAUUAUGCCACAAACCCAGCUCCCACGGCCAGGCUACCGAGAGUGGAGUCCGCGAAGAUACGAAAGAACAGAAUCUCCAAGCCGGGAAUCUGUAGGUACCGAUCGCGAUGACGACGAAUUCGUUGAUGCGGUAGAAGAGAUGUCGUUGGGAACAUCGCGGCAGUCUUCUUAUCAUGUUGACUCACCCUCGCGAUAUUCUUUCCAAGAUCAUCGUCUCAAUGAACACCCUCCAGCACCAUACAUGUCCGGCCCGGUCGAUAUGUCUUACAGCGCUGAGCCUCACAGGACAGUCAAUACUGAUGCAAACCACAGGUCCAGUGGAAGCGCGGCCAUCCCAGAGGAGCCAGUAAACCAGGAUGAGAACAUCUGCGAGGAUUGUGAGCUUCAGCAUGAGGAUCUAUGGUACUGCAAUAUAUGCAAGCUUAUACUUUGCUCCCCUUGCUGGGAUAGACAGCUCCCACAUAGACGAAACAGACGAGAUCCGAAUGGGAUUCCACAUGAACGCUCAAAACCGGAGGUUGCUGAAAUGAUAAAUAAAGCAUUGUUGCCUCCAACCGACAGUAAUGUGCGAGAAGAUAUGUACCGUGAAGAUGAAUUCACGGCUUGGUUUGGUAUCGAUCGACCGCUGGAUCAAGGGGCUCCAAUCUUCCAGGAUUAUGGGAGAUUCGCCGAUCUUAUGUCCAGUACAGAUCCAGUCCGCAAUCAACCAAGUCGUGCAUUUCUUAGUCGAGGAGAACAGGCUGGUCGAGAUGCCAGGACGCCAAGUUUGGUCUCAUUUGUCGGCCAAACUGGCGCUGGCAAAAGCACCCUCAUUAAACUACUUAUUGACUUUGCUCAGUAUCGCCAGAAAGCUGCAAAGUUUCCUUCCCCAGUCGUAGGGGUACCAGGAGCUCAUAUCCCAACAUCUGAAGAUGUCCAUCUGUAUAUAGAUCCUCGAACGAUCGCAUCGAGUGGACCACUCUUGUUCGCGGACUGUGAAGGUCUCGAGGGCGGUGAGCGUGAACCUGUCGGUGCCAAAGCUAAGAAGCGGCGGUUGUCGUUGCGAAGGAAAGCGCGCGUCGCAGAAGAGAAUAGAACUACUUCUGACCAAGCACCCCCUGCCCCCAAAGCUGUCACUGAGAGAGAAAUACAGUGGGCAGAUGAACCUAGAGCGCGGAGUCGAGAAUUCGCCGUUACUAAUCUAUACCCGCGGCUACUUUACACGUUUUCUGAUGUUAUCAUCUUCGUCCUCCGUAAUCCGAGAACCGUAGAGACUGUCUUUGAACGCCUGAUAACCUGGGCGAUGGCAGCAAUCGAAACAAGUUCCAAUCAGCCUAUGCUUCCUCAUGCCGUCAUCGCACUCAAUGCUUCGGAACACAACAUAGCGCCAGGACUUUGGGACGUUAAUGCUAACACGCAGAACAUUCUUGAUGAUCUUGCGCCAACAGUCAAUCAGAAUGAAACUUUCAUGAAAUGGGCUCAAUAUUGGAGAGAACGCGGCAAAAUGAUUGAAACUCUCGAACAUCUCGUGCUAUGUUAUUAUAGCUCGAUACAGAUCAUUCGCAUUCCAUCAGACGGCCGCCCGCAGCUCAUGCAAACACAAAUCGAAAAGCUAUAUUCUGGCACAUCAGCCGCUUGCACCGCUUCGCGCUGCGCAAGAAUGGAGCUUCGAAUGUUGUUCGAUGUGGAAGAACUCGAGUCAUUUCUUCAGGAUGCCUUCAAUCAUUACUCCACGACACUGAACUCGCCCUUCGAUUUUGUUCAGGCCUCAUUUAGGAAUAGUCCCAUUCCGCCAGACUUUGGUGGUAACAUCCUGAAGCUAGCAGUUACCUUGAUGGAAAUGACAUGUAACAAGCUCAGCGGACCCCAGAUCCUUCAUGAGCUCAGCUACAUGAUUGCUUCCUGCAUCAUGAUCGACUCAUCAAGACAUGGGAACAAAGGAAACGCCGAUCAAUUGUUUCAAAACUAUAUGACUCAUGUAGACGAUGCAUUGGAGAAUCUAUGUAAUCAACAUUGGCCAUGCGAGUUCACACAAGGCAAUACAGGCAAGCGUUGCAUCAACGUGCGGAGUGGCCACAGUGCCAAGGGUCAUCAGUCUUCAGAUGGCCUAGUAUUCGCUGCAGGAGAAUACCGAUCUACAUUCACGUUCGAGACCUAUCGCGAUUAUUUCCGCCAUAAAAUCUUCAAGUUCCUACACGAACUACUGGAUGAUCUCACUUCGCGAGUACGGAAUGGAGAUCGUGAAGACUCUGCGGCAGCUUCCAUUCAUCGCGACUUUGUUCUUCGAAACUUUUAUCAGCGUACCGUCCAAGCCUCUGGCCACGAAGGCGGAAUUGCAGCACUAUGGAACAGUCAUACAGCAUGUUUAUGCUGUCUCAUUGAACACCCCGAGCACGUACUGCCCUGCGGGCACGUCCUUUGCACUUCUUGCAUCAAAAUGUACGGAACCUCGCUUUCUCAGACCGAAUUCGAAAUAUACCAAUGUCCCAUCGAAGCUGGAGUGGUCCCAAGAAGUAUGAAUCGCCGAAUAUAUCUAAAGCCAAAAUCGGCCGGUGUGAGAAUUUUGACGCUUGAUGGAGGGGGUGUUCGAGGUAUCGUCGAGUUGGAGACUCUUAGACAAAUCGAAAACGCUAUGGGCGCUAAAAUACGGAUUCAAACUUUCUUCGAUCUGAUCAUAGGAACCAGUACUGGUGGUAUCGUUGCACUCGGCAUCGGCGCCAUGAAUUGGACGGUUGAAGAAUGCAUUGACAAGUUUGAAAAGCUAUGCGAGGUUGCAUUCACUCGGCGCACGGGUAGCAAUUUACCCUUGAUUGGAUUUCUCGUUGACAAUUACCAUCAUUCAAAGUACGAAACAAAGUCACUUGAACAGGCCCUUACAUCCGCUUUCGGCGAUAGUCAAUUCCUAUUCGGCGGACAACAAAGGAUUGAAGACAGAAGUCAGGUCUGCAAAGUAGCCGUUACUGCUACCUCAUUAGCUGGAAACCGGACCUUCUUGCUCGCCAAUUACAACAGGCCAAUUUACAACCAUAUGACAGCCAAGUAUCAUUUCCAGCGCCCGGAACGAACAAGCCACGAACUGAAAAUCUGGGAAGCAGCGCGUGCAACGUCGGCAGCACCUCGUUUUUUCAAAAGCUACCACCAUGAGAAAUCUCAGAAGGCGUAUGUUGAUGGGGCAGUGUAUCAUAAUAACCCUGUCAAACUUGCAGACAAUGAGCGCAAAAUUUUAUUUCCGGAGUGGGAGAAUGCAGACCUCAUAGUCUCCCUCGGCACGUCAUUCUCCCGUCAAUUACACAGAGCAGAGUCAGAGAAGAUACAGGCCGCACAACGGGGUGUCGUCUCACAUGGAAAGCUCAUGAUAAAUUUGGUCAAGAAUCAUAUGGCGACCUCAUUGGAUUGCCAAAAUGCCUGGGAAGAGUUCUUAGCGCAUCAGCCGGACUCCAUUAAGUACUCGCCAAAGUUCAUCCGAAUCAAUCCAGAAUUAUCCGGCUCGGUACCUGCGCUGGAUGCUGUCAAAGACAUGUCAGCCCUGAGAAAUAAUGUUCGAGUCAUGCUGCAAAACGAUACACGGAUCAAGCAACUGGCGCUAAUGCUGGUCUGUUCGUCAUUCUAUUUUGAAUGUAAAACUGCAUGUAUUGCACAGGAGGGUGGGACCUUCAGGGUCGAAGGUCGAAUUUGCUGCCGGCUUCCACAGCCAUCAGGUGAGAUGAUGGAACUCGGAAGGUUUUUGAAAAGGAAGAUUCUCGAAGGUAACGGUGUGACGUUCGUCAUUCGCGACCUUGAACGCCAUACGAAGGCCACAGGCAAGAUUGAACUCACUACUGAGGUCGUAAACAGGAUGAUUAGCCAGGGCAUCUUUCGGAUGCCGGCUAGGAACAAAUUAACAUUAGAAAGCACUUUGUCUCAAACUGAUAUUUCAUUAUGGUUCAACGAACAGGACAAGUUUCACAUAAGCGGAUUUCCGCGCUCACUUUUUGACGAUGCACAGAACAAGACUCAGUCCCGACCUUUUAUCGUCUCGUCAUCAACGCGAUAUACGCGGGGUUCAAGGAGGAAGAACAAAUCGACUCAAGACUGGCAAGCUCCCAACUUGAAGACUUUUGCAAGCCAAGAGAGUCUACGACAAUAUCUAUGGAACUCAAAAAGUUUGAUUGCCGAACGUCAUGCGCCGUCGAAUGCAUCGUCUGACUCACUUGCGCCUUCCACCGCUUCUCGCCAAGGAAGAACAUCCCCAGCCAGAGCAGACGAUCAGCCCGGGACCAGACGAGCUUUUCGGGCGCUGUUUUGGCCAGUUAGAUCUCGCGUGCGACAAGAUAUGUCCAGCGAAUACCCAGAAGUUUUGGGUCAGCAACAGCCAUAUACAGACAGCAUGUCCCAUGUAGAUUCGAGUCUCGAUGAUGAUGCGCGUACGACGUACCAUCAAUGGACCAGAGGACUCACCGGCCUUUCGUCCACGUAUGGUAGAGAGCUCGAUUCAAGAGGCCCUAAUGCACUGUCACGUGGACCUCCUCAGGAGUUGGAUGGUCAACCAGUGCCGCUUGUUGAGCUACCGGGUUGACUUUGUUAAACCUCUCUGGAACUUCGUGAAAGAGUUAUCUUAGUCUAUUUCCUCUUUGGAUGUGGAUAAGGCGGAAGAGGUGGCAGAGGAGGCUCUUUUUGCGAUGGCUCCGACAG
Molecule: messenger RNA, 4789 nt
Organism: Pseudovirgaria hyperparasitica
Lineage: Eukaryota; Fungi; Ascomycota; Dothideomycetes; Acrospermales; Acrospermaceae
Exons: 11
Coding region: 144-4673 (1509 amino acids)
Biological process (GO): arachidonate metabolic process
Cellular component (GO): membrane
Source: RefSeq, a predicted model, not a curated record